UGUUUAAUUUUUACCAAUUGGCGCAGGCGUUUAGACGAAUCGGUGAAAAUGGUUAAAAAGAAAAUAGAUAAUCGUAUUCGGGUGAUGAUUGAGAAUGGCGUAAAGCUUGGUCAUCGAACAAUGUUCAUUAUUAUUGGUGACAAGGCGCGCGACCAGGUACCGAUUCUAUAUGAUAUACUGAUCAAAUCGACAGUAAAGGCCCGACCCACUGUGCUCUGGUGUUAUAAGAAUAAGGACGAGGCUAUAUCCAAUCAUGGCAAGAAGCGAGCCAAGAAGAUUGCAGCCGGCAAAGUGGAUGUCAACGAAGCCGACUUGUUUGAUUCGUUUCGUGUGGCAACCACAAUACAUGGUCGCUACUACUCGGAGACACAUGCGGUGUUGGGCCGCACUUAUGGCGUCUGCGUGCUUCAGGACUUCGAGGCACUAACACCCAAUCUGUUAGCACGCACCGUAGAAACAGUGGAGGGUGGUGGCCUUAUCAUUCUUCUGCUAAAGACUCUGCAGUCGCUCAAACAGCUCUACACCAUGAGCAUGGAUGUGCACAAGCGCUUUCGGACUGAGGCGCAUCAGACGGUCACCUGUAGGUUCAACGAACGACUCAUUCUCUCCCUGGCCGACUGCAAACGUUGUCUGGUGGUUAAUGAUGACCUCACAGUACUGCCCCUUAGCUCCAAGACAAUAAAUGUAGAGCCUGUGAAUCCAGCUCAUAUUUCAAAAUCGGAAAAUGAACAGACCCUAUUGGAGUUGAAGGAGAGUUUGCAGACCGUACAGCCCGCCGGCCCGCUGGUGAACUUGUGCAAGACCUACGAUCAGGGCAAUGCCGUGGCUCAGUUCAUAGAGGCUCUGGUGGACAAGCAACUCAAGCCGCCCAUUUCGUUGACUGCGGCCCGUGGGCGUGGAAAAUCGGCUGCAUUGGGUCUGUCAAUAGCCGCCGCCAUUGCCUUUGGCUAUGUCAACGUCUAUGUAACCUCCCCGCAUCCUGAAAACUUGAUCACCCUCUUUGAGUUCGUCCUGAAGGGUUUCGAUGCGCUGGAGUAUCAAGAGCAUGCUGAUUACACUAUCAUCCGCUCCACCAAUGUGGAAUACAAGAAGGCGAUUAUUCGCAUCAAUAUAACGCGCAGCAAUCGCCAGACCAUUCAGUACAUAGCGCCCAGCGAUACGCAUUUGCUGAAUGCGGCCGACUUGCUACUGAUUGACGAGGCCGCCGCUAUUCCACUACCACUUGUGAAGAAGAUGGUGGGCCCCUAUUUGGUGUUCAUGGCCUCCACGAUCAAUGGCUACGAGGGCACGGGUCGUUCGCUCAGCCUCAAGCUGAUUUCGCAGCUGCAAAAAGAAAACAACGCACGCCCACCGAUCACGCUAGAAGAAUCCAUUCGAUAUCAGGAGGGCGAUGACAUAGAGCGCUGGCUGAUCAAUCUGCUGUGCCUGGACGCCACCAGUGUGCCGAUCGUCAGCUCGGGCUGUCCUACGCCCGCAGCCUGCGAGCUCUACUAUGUUGAUCGUGAUGCUCUCUUCUCGUACCACAAGGCUGCAGAAUCGUUUCUACAUCGUAUCGUCUCCAUCUACGUAUCCUCGCACUACAAGAACAGUCCAAAUGAUCUGCAAAUGAUGAGCGAUGCGCCAGCACAUCAUCUGUUCUGUCUGCUCGGACCUGUGCAGCGUAUGGAUCAGUUGCCCGAGAUUCUGGUGAUCAUACAGGUGGCUCUCGAGGGACAGAUUUCGGCACAAACAAUCAGCGAUUCGUUGGGGCGUGGCAGAAAGGCGGCUGGGGAUCUCAUACCCUGGAACAUUUCUGAGCAGUACGGGGACCGGGACUUUCCCAAGUUAGCGGGAGUGCGAAUCGUCCGUGUGGCCACUCAUCCCAAUUACCAGCGCAUGGGCUAUGGCAAGCGGGCUAUAAAGCUCUUGAAGGAUUAUUAUGCUCGCAAAUAUGCCAAUCUCGACGAUUCGGUGCCGACGACCACACAGCCUGAUAAUGGUAUCGAGGAGGUCGAGGAAGAAGAUGUGAGCCUAUUGCGAGAGAAUAUACGACCUCGGAACAAGGUUCCCACGCUACUCAAGCGUCUUCACGAACGACCACCAGAGCUCGUGGAUUAUGUUGGCACUUCAUAUGGUCUUACAUCGGAUCUGUUGAAAUUUUGGAAGAGUGCUGGCUUUGUGCCCGUCUACCUCAGCCAAAAAGCAAACGAUCUGACAGCAGAGCACACCUGUAUCAUGCUGCACACCCUGGACGAAGAUGCUAGCUGGCUGGGUCUUUACUACAAUGACUUCAGGCGGCGCGUUCUUAAACUGAUGGGCAAGACGUUCCGGGAGUUUGAGACCAAGUUGUGUCUGGCGCUACUGCGCAACAAAACGGUGCAAAUGUCAACACAGGCGGCGCUGGACAAGCACACCCUGGACGUAUAUUUUCUGCCGCACGAUCUGCAACGUCUGGAGGCCUACGCUCGACAGCAGGCCGAGUUCCGUUUGAUAAUCGAUUUGGUUACGGAUAUCAGUCAGUUGUACUUCCAGGGCAGGAUCGAGUCGCUGCAGCUGGACGUUGUGCAGCAGGGCAUAUUGCUUGCCAUGGGCGUUCAGGGCAAGAGCGUGGAUGCUGUAGGUGCAGAGCUGAACAUGCCCGGCAAUCAGAUACUGGCGAAGUUCUUCGAUGCCAUGAAAAAAUGUAAUCAGAGCUUCCGCAGCGUCAUCGAGGGACACAUCGAGGGCAAUAUGCUGGCCGAAGAGACGCUGCCGCGUGGCGAACAUCUUGAACCAUUGGCUCUUUCCCUCAACGAUGAGCUCGAUCGGACGGCCAACAAGUUGUCCAAACAGCAGCGCAAGGAGUUGAAGCGUCUAAAGGCGGAGAGUCUAGCCGAGUAUGAAAUAAAGGGCAGCGAGGAGGACUGGUCGAAGGCAUUGCAAAGCAGCAACUCCAAGGCACAAACCAACGGCAGUGGACUCGUGUCCGUUAAGAGCGGCGUCAAGCGUACGGAUGCUCCUAUCGAUGAUCAGCGCGAGGAUGUGACAGAGCCUAUAGCCAAAAAGCGAAAGGAGAAGAAAUUCAAAAACCGGACAAGCAGAUCUUUGAUUUAGUGUGCGCGAGAUGGCAUUACUUUUUAAGGUGUAUAUUUAUAGGGAAAUAUUUUUUACUGCUAGUACCGCGAAUUAUACAAUAAAAGGUUAGCCUAUAA
Messenger RNA from Scaptodrosophila lebanonensis, 3170 nucleotides. Its product is annotated as RNA cytidine acetyltransferase. Gene Ontology annotation, biological process: rRNA acetylation involved in maturation of SSU-rRNA. NCBI's taxonomy places the organism in Eukaryota, Metazoa, Arthropoda, Insecta, Diptera, Drosophilidae. Gene Ontology annotation, molecular function: ATP binding; 18S rRNA cytidine N-acetyltransferase activity; tRNA binding. Gene Ontology annotation, cellular component: nucleolus; 90S preribosome. The coding region runs from base 49 to 3072 and encodes 1007 amino acids. The transcript is spliced from 6 exons. The record is from RefSeq and is a predicted model, not a curated record.